AUGCCGGCCGCAUACGGAGGUCCGAUCACCACGUUCGAGGAUGCCGAGAAGGAGAGCGAGUACGGCUACGUUCGCAAGGUAUCUGGGCCAGUGGUUGUUGCCGAUGGAAUGGCAGGAGCUGCUAUGUAUGAAUUAGUUCGUGUUGGACACGACAAUCUGAUUGGAGAAAUCAUUCGGUUAGAAGGAGAUUCUGCUACUAUUCAGGUGUAUGAGGAAACGGCUGGGUUGACGGUGAAUGACCCUGUUCUCAGGACGCACAAGCCUUUGUCAGUUGAACUUGGUCCCGGAAUUUUGGGAAAUAUAUUUGAUGGGAUUCAGAGGCCACUUAAGACAAUUGCUAUAAAAUCUGGUGACGUGUACAUUCCUCGUGGUGUGUCUGUCCCUGCACUUGACAAAGAUACUCUUUGGGAAUUUCAGCCAAAGAAAAUAGGAGAAGGAGAUCUUUUGACAGGUGGUGACUUAUAUGCGACUGUGUUUGAGAACACUUUAGUGCAACAUCAUGUUUCUCUUCCCCCUGAAGCUAUGGGUAAAAUAACCUACAUUGCACCACCGGGCCAAUACUCCUUGAAGGAUACUGUCCUUGAGCUUGAGUUUCAAGGCGUCAAAAAACAAUUUACCAUGCUUCAGACCUGGCCCGUACGUACACCUAGGCCUGUCGCUUCGAAGCUUGCUGCUGACACUCCUCUCUUGACUGGACAGCGUGUACUUGAUGCUUUAUUUCCCUCCGUGCUUGGUGGUACUUGUGCCAUUCCUGGUGCAUUUGGUUGUGGGAAAACCGUUAUCAGCCAGGCACUCUCCAAGUAUUCAAACUCAGACACUGUGGUUUAUGUUGGUUGUGGAGAAAGAGGAAAUGAAAUGGCUGAGGUGCUUAUGGAUUUCCCUCAAUUGACAAUGACCCUGCCUGAUGGUCGUGAGGAAUCUGUCAUGAAACGUACCACACUUGUAGCUAACACCUCCAAUAUGCCAGUGGCUGCUCGUGAGGCUUCAAUUUACACUGGAAUUACCAUAGCUGAAUACUUCAGAGAUAUGGGAUACAAUGUCAGUAUGAUGGCAGAUUCAACCUCCCGUUGGGCAGAGGCAUUGCGUGAAAUUUCUGGUCGACUGGCUGAGAUGCCUGCAGACAGUGGAUAUCCUGCUUAUUUGGCGGCACGUUUAGCAUCGUUCUAUGAGCGCGCUGGGAAAGUUAAAUGUCUUGGUGGACCCGAAAGAACUGGAAGUGUCACUAUCGUCGGUGCAGUUUCUCCUCCAGGAGGAGAUUUUUCUGAUCCCGUUACAUCUGCAACCCUCAGUAUCGUUCAGGUUUUUUGGGGUCUGGACAAGAAACUGGCUCAGAGGAAGCAUUUUCCAUCCGUGAACUGGCUCAUUUCUUACUCAAAUUAUUCAGGGGCACUGGAAUCCUUCUACGAGAAGUUUGAUCCAGAUUUUAUUGACAUCAGGACAAAAGCUCGUGAAGUUUUGCAAAGAGAAGACGAUUUGAAUGAAAUUGUGCAGCUUGUCGGUAAAGAUGCUCUUGCUGAAUCAGAUAAGAUUACCCUGGAAACUGCCAAGCUCUUGAGGGAGGAUUAUCUUGCCCAGAAUGCAUUUACUCCUUAUGAUAAAUUUUGCCCGUUCUACAAGUCAAUUUGGAUGAUGCGCAAUAUCAUUCAUUUCUACAAUUUGGCUAAUCAGGCUGUGGAGCGGGGGGCUGGCAUGGAUGGACAGAAGAUAACGUACACCCUUAUCAAGCAUCGUCUUGGGGAUUUAUUUUACCGUUUAGUUUCUCAGAAGUUUGAGGAUCCGGCUGAAGGAGAAGAUGUCCUGGUUGCCAAAUUUAAGAAGCUUUAUGAUGAUUUGACAGCUGGCUUCCGCAACCUUGAGGAUGAAACUCGAUGA
Molecule: messenger RNA, 1872 nt
Organism: Striga hermonthica
Lineage: Eukaryota; Viridiplantae; Streptophyta; Magnoliopsida; Lamiales; Orobanchaceae
Source: the annotation of a GenBank genome assembly